AUGGCCUGCGCUACGCGGCCCUGCCUCCGCCGCGAAAGUGGUGCCUCGAUCGAGGGCUCCAUCGUACUGAUCACCGGCGCGAACCGCGGAAUCGGCAAAGCACUCGUGGACGCGUUCCUCAAGCAUGGAGCGAAGAAGAUUUAUGCCGCCGUGCGAGACAUUACACGCUACCGCGCCUUCUCAAACGAAGAAAACGACGAGACGAUCAUCCCAGUGUAUAUCGAUCUGUCGAAACCGGACUCGAUCGCGGCGGCAGCUGAGCUUUCUCAGGACGUGACAAUUGUGAUCAACAACGCGGGCGUCCUGUCGAAGACCUCCGCGCUCGACGGGAACGCCGUCGAGGCGCUGAAGAGCGACAUGGACGUGAACGUCUACGGUCUGAUGGCCAUGGCGCAGGCCUACGCACCGAUCCUGAAGACGAACGUCGCGCGCGGAUCGAAAACUGCCUUCGUCCAGCUCAACUCGGUGGCGUCCUUCGGCCCGGCCUUCCGGUGCUCCGGAAAGGAUUUCGCGACGUAUUCCGCGACCAAGGCGGCCGCCUACUCGAUCACGCGGGCGUUGGCCCAAGAACUCGCGCCGCACGACGUGCGCGUCCUGUCGGUCCACCCGGGACCGGUCCGCACGGAGAUGUUGCCGGAGCGGCUCCACGCGCUAGCCGAGGCGCCGUCCGCCGUCGCGGAGGAAGUGAUCCGGGCGCUGGCGGACGGGACGCCCCUGCACGUCUUCCCCGACCCCCACUCCAAGCAGCUCGCGACGAUCAUGCGGCCGUUCCUCACCAAGGUCGUCGAGGGCGGCGACGUCUACAACCAGGGUAAGUAG
This is a messenger RNA of Pelagomonas calceolata, 819 nucleotides long. The record is from the annotation of a GenBank genome assembly. NCBI's taxonomy places the organism in Eukaryota, Pelagophyceae, Pelagomonadales, Pelagomonadaceae.